Molecule: messenger RNA, 1279 nt
Organism: Dermacentor andersoni
Lineage: Eukaryota; Metazoa; Arthropoda; Arachnida; Ixodida; Ixodidae
Gene: Mthfs
Product: methenyltetrahydrofolate synthetase
Biological process (GO): tetrahydrofolate interconversion; folic acid-containing compound biosynthetic process
Cellular component (GO): mitochondrion
Molecular function (GO): 5-formyltetrahydrofolate cyclo-ligase activity
Source: RefSeq, a predicted model, not a curated record
GCUUAACUGACCCGAUAAAUCACACUGCAGAAUGCCGUGGAAAAUGAAUCCACAAAACAGAGGUUUAUAGUUUGCGAAUCGGAGAAAACGCGCUUACUAUGUCAUCAUCCCACCGCUUCAAACGUUGCUCACAACAUAUGACCAUAUGACCGCAUAUGACAAGGAAGACAACCAACAACAUCUGGCGCGACGAUCGCUUGAGAGUUCUUGCAGUUCUUGUUUCUUCAAACCGAUUAAAACAUAAUAACGUUUUUUUGCCAAGUUAUAACGCCUAAAACCUUAUUUAUUUUAUUUACCUUAUAUUCAGUAACACAGAGCACUGCGUGACUUUAUUUUGUUGCCCAACAGUAAAAAAAAUUUAGCACUAGCUUUGGCGCUAUCCGAAACAAAGAACACCACGGCACCACACAUUGACUUCCUUAGCAACCAUGCAAGCAACGAACUGACGCCGUCAUGGCUGUCGUGGUUUGUUUUCUCGUGGUUUUACCACGAUGUUGAUAAGAUGACAAGGUGCCCCUCGACGGCACGUUUUUUUUUUUUUUUUUUUUUUUUAGGCGCUUUAUUACUUUCUCUGCUGCCAUGGCCGCGGCGUCAUUGAAGGCGGCUAAAAAUGCAAUAAGAGCUGAAAUCAAGAAGCAGCUGAAGUCGAUGACAGCAGAAGACAGGUUCCGACAGUCUAAGAUCAUACUAGACAAGUUUGUAAACCAUUCCCGCUACAAGGCAAGUAAACGAAUAUCCAUUUUUGUGAACAUGGAGACAGAAGUUUCGACGGAGCCCAUCAUUCGACAAAUCAUCAACGACGGCAAAGAGUGCUUCAUCCCAAAAUACGACGAUCAGUCACAACAAAUGGACAUGGUCAAACUCGCAUCGCUUGAAGAACUGGGGAAGCUGCCAAUGACAAAGUGGCGCAUCAAGCAGCACACUGAUUUCGACCCGCGUGAAGAAGCACUGGUGACUGGCGGCCUUGACCUUCUCGUGGUACCUGCUGUAGCCUUCACGCCACAGGGUGCCCGCCUGGGCCAUGGAAAAGGAUACUAUGAUAUCUACUACAGUCGCUGCCUCAAAGCGCAAGCUCAAAGGCCUUACACUCUAGGUCUCUGCUUCUGCCAGCAAAUUGUGCCAAACAUACCAUUAGAUGACCAUGACAUGAUUGUUGAUGAGGUUCUCCAUGCCUGAUUGAUGCUAGGACUCUGCCAGUUUUGUGAUGUCGCAUUUAUUCUACCAUGACCACUGUCACUGACAAGCAUCGGGUAAUAAAAGAGAGGCAUAUUUUAUUAAA